GGCUUUCAAGGCAAGAUGGCUGCGAGAUUGUUUGCAUUUCGUCCGGCUAUUUACCAGCCGGCAUCAUGUGGCUCAGUAAGAAAUAUGGCUACGCUUAAAGAAAUUUCAAUCCGGCUGAAAAGUGUGAAAAAUAUUCAAAAAAUUACCAAAUCAAUGAAGAUGGUGUCAGCAGCUAAAUAUGCUAAGGCUGAGCGAGAGCUUAAACCAGCAAGGGCAUAUGGUGAAGGAGCAUAUGCUCUCCCAGACAAAGCUGAGUUGGAAGUUGAUGAGCAAAAGCCCAAUCACUUGAUGGUGUUACUUUCCUCAGAUCGUGGUCUUUGUGGUGGCGUCCAUUCUAGUUUGGCUAAAGCUGCAAAAGCAGCCAUUGCUGAACAACCAAGCAGUAUAAACACCAUGCUUGUACCUUGUGGUGAUAAGGCUAGAACCAUUCUACAAAAAACACAUGGUCAGAAUAUCCUAUUCCAUGUUUCUGAAUUGGGCAAGAAGCCACCAACAUUUGCUGAUUCAUCUGCGAUUGCUCAAGAGAUUCUUGAAAGUGGCUAUGAAUUUGAUGUUGGCAAACUGAUUUAUAACAAGUUUCAAUCUGUUGUUGCAUAUGAAACACAAAUGAAACCAAUGUUUUCGUUCGAGACAUUAAAUAGUGCAGAAACAUUGAGCAUAUAUGAUGAUGUUGAUGCAGAUAUCAUGAGAAACUUUCAAGAGUUUAAUCUUGCUUCUAUGAUAUUCUUCGGUAUGAAAGAACAAUCAUGCAGUGAGCAAAGUGCCAGAAUGACAGCUAUGGAUGGAGCGAGCAAGAAUGCAGGUGAAAUGAUCGAUAAACUAACGUUGACUUUCAACCGGACCCGUCAAGCUGUUAUCACAAGAGAACUUAUCGAGAUCAUGUCAGGCGCUGCAGCCUUGGAGUAGAGACAUUUUUCAUUUAAAGAGUGUUAGACGCAUUGUUACGCUAAUAAAUUGUUUUCAAUAUAAA
This is a messenger RNA of Dendronephthya gigantea, 970 nucleotides long. Its product is annotated as ATP synthase subunit gamma, mitochondrial-like. Gene Ontology annotation, molecular function: proton-transporting ATP synthase activity, rotational mechanism. Gene Ontology annotation, biological process: proton motive force-driven ATP synthesis. Lineage: Eukaryota; Metazoa; Cnidaria; Anthozoa; Malacalcyonacea; Nephtheidae. The transcript is spliced from 8 exons. The record is from RefSeq and is a predicted model, not a curated record. Bases 16 to 906 code for a protein of 296 amino acids.